AUGAAGUCUAGAAACAAUAAAGGGAAAAGAAAAGUGGGUGCUAGAAAGUCCAUGUUAGUAGGUGGAUUUUCAGGGUUUGCUAGAAGGUCUAAGUAUUCUACUGCUCAGAGCAAGGGAUAUGGGACUGAUAGGGGGCAUAAUCAGCUCCUACUGGGUGAUAUUGAAGAGCACAAAUCUGUUGAUAUGAAGUGGUUAGGUUGGAAUAUCAGAGGGAGUGGAAGGACUAGGAAGAUGAGAAAAAUUAGGAAGAUCUUGGGAGAUAGGAAAAUGAUUUGGCUUUAUUUCAAGAAACAAAAAAAGGCAAGCUUUUCAUGUGUGGAUGUUAAAAGAUUGUGGCCUAGAGACAAAAUGGAGUUCAUGGUUGUUGAUGUUGAGGGUAGGGCAGAGGGGCUGCUUUGCAUACGGGAUCUUGAUGUGUUUCAGCUCUCAGAUUGUUGCAACAAUAGACAUUUCGUUUUGUUUGCAGGUACUGUCUUUAACUCUUUUGAUUGUGCUGUUAUUAAUGUGUAUGCUCCUAAUGAUCUUGUGAGGAGAAGCAAAUUAUGGGAGAUUCUAGUAAACUUGAAAGCAAGGUUCACUACACAUUGGUGUGUAGGUGGAGAUUUUAAUGAAAUUAGAACUAUGGAUGAAAGAGUGGGUUGUUCAAGAAGGGAAAGGGGUAUGAAAAACUUCAAUGAUUUCAUAAAUAGGUGUGAGUUGACUGAGUUACAAAUGUUGGGUAGGAAAUUCACCUGGUGUAAUGCAGUUGAUGUCAAUAAAUGGAGUAAAAUUGAUAGAUUUCUUUUGAGCCCUGAGUGGAUUGAAAGAUUCAAGCUCAAACUGUGGGGAUUAUCUAGACACAUUUUUGAUCAUUGUCCUCUACUUUUAAUGGAGGAUGUAAGGGACUGGGGACCCAAACCCUUUAAGUUCACAAAUGCUUGGUUGCUGCACCUCAGUUUUGCAUCCUUUUUGGAUAGAGUUUGGUAA
Molecule: messenger RNA, 966 nt
Organism: Camellia sinensis
Lineage: Eukaryota; Viridiplantae; Streptophyta; Magnoliopsida; Ericales; Theaceae
Source: RefSeq, a predicted model, not a curated record